AUGAAUUAAAUUUAAUUCUUAUUUUUUAUUUAUAUUAAUAUUUUUUUUUCCUGUCUGUGUAUUUAUUUAAUUAUUGUUAUUGUUAUUGUUAUUGUUAUUGUUAUUGUUAUUGUUAUUGUUAUUGUUAUUGUUAUUGUUAUUGUUAUUGUUAUUGUUAUUGUUAUUGUUAUUGUUAUUGUUAUUGUUAUUGUUAUUGUUAUUGUUAUUGUUAUUGUUAUUGUUAUUGUUAUUGUUAUUGUUAUUGUUAUUGUUAUUGUUAUUGUUAUUGUUAUUGUUAUUGUUAUUGUUAUUGUUAUUGUUAUUGUUAUUGUUAUUGUUAUUGUUAUUGUUAUUGUUAUUGUUAUUGUUAUUGUUAUUGUUAUUGUUAUUGUUAUUGUUAUUGUUAUUGUUAUUGUUAUUGUUAUUGUUAUUGUUAUUGUUAUUGUUAUUGUUAUUGUUAUUGUUAUUGUUAUUGUUAUUGUUAUUGUUAUUGUUAUUUUUAUUAAUAAUAUUUGA
This is a messenger RNA of Ichthyophthirius multifiliis, 495 nucleotides long. RefSeq lists its product as hypothetical. NCBI's taxonomy places the organism in Eukaryota, Ciliophora, Oligohymenophorea, Hymenostomatida. The record is from RefSeq and is a predicted model, not a curated record. The transcript has 3 exons.